Molecule: messenger RNA, 1624 nt
Organism: Vitis riparia (riverbank grape)
Lineage: Eukaryota; Viridiplantae; Streptophyta; Magnoliopsida; Vitales; Vitaceae
Product: inverted formin-2-like
Exons: 2
Coding region: 263-1027 (254 amino acids)
Source: RefSeq, a predicted model, not a curated record
GAGAGUGAGUAGAAUAUCGAGUCCAACCUCCAACCCCCAUAGCUAUAGGGGCCUUGUCAGUAAGAAAAGCAGGCGGUGGAUAAAAGCCAAAAGGGAAAAAGAUAACAGUAAUUACAAGAGCUUCACUUGGUUAUAAGAGCUGCAAGAACCACUCCAAGAUCCAUCUUCCUUUCACUUGAGAGCCUUCACUCAUUCACAUUAUGGACAAUCAGCGCCUCACUCCUCUGCUUAAUUGGGCUUACUACUGCCAAGGCAAGUUUUGAUGGUGCAGAAUAUGGAGGAGCUGAAGCAUUCUCUUGUGUGUACAACUCUGGAGCUGGAAACCAUGAGGCUAGCAGCUCAGGAGGAGCUAAGGAGGAGGGAUGAUCAAUUGGCACAUCUUAAAGAUCUUCUUACCAGGACAAUCAGGGAAAGGGAUGAAGCUCAGGACAAGUGCCACAGGCUCCUCCUUGAGAAAAUCCUGCUUCAUCAGCAGCAUCAACAAACUGCUAAUCUCUCUGGGAUUUCUAGCAUUGAGGAUGAACCCAGAAGAGGCAUUGACUCCAACAAUGGUUUUUCCUCUUCGGACUGUGAAGAAAGCAUUGUUUCUUCUCCGGUCAUCGACCCGGUUCCGCCCCCACAAUUGCCUCAACAGCAACCGCCGCCGCCCCCACCACCACAAUUGCAACAACCACCAUCUAUGCCAGAAGCAGCAUUGCAAUUGGUGUCCGAUAAGCCAUUGCCUGAAAAAGGGAAGCUUCUCCAGGCAGUGAUGAAAGCCGGUCCACUCCUUCAGACCCUUUUGCUGGCCGGACCGCUUCCUCAGUGGCGACACCCACCACCGCAUCUGGAGUCUUUUGAGAUCCCACCUGUGACCAUUCCUUCACAACCACCACCACCACAACCACUGCUCCACCAAGACUCUCUGAUCAAUUCUAGCCCCAACAACAACAACAUCAACUGUGGUAGAGUUGAUCGGAAAAGGGCUCUAUGUGAAGACUCCGACACUUCCAUAGAAACCAAGUACCAAAGGGUUGCUCUCCCUUGACCACCACCACAGAGAGUAAUCCUUAUAAUUUAAUAUUUAUAUCCCAUUUAAACACCAUUAAAGGUUAGUGAAACUGAAACUGCCAGAUGGGUAUGAGAUUGAUCUAGCAUUGUACAGAAGUUUGUCCUAGAAAAGAUGUCGAAUUUAACUAGAAGCAGAGACAAGUGAGAGAAGCAGAGAAGACCAUUGUUUCAGGCUUUUCCGCCAGUGUUCUGAUUGGAGAUUUGCUCUGUUUUUUUCUUUUUUUUUUAAUUUUCCUUUACACUUCAAUUUUCCAGCAUGAUGUGAAAAGGGGGUUGAUUUCUCCAAAAAUUAGUGCUAAGAUGUAACAUGUAAUUCUGAUAUUUAGCUCUGUAUGUGUGUGUGAGAGAGAGAGAGGGAGAGUGAGGUGUGAAAGAUCACAUCAAAAGCUUUGAGAUUUGGGUAUGGAGUUGUUGAGAUUGAGGGAUGAGUGUGGCCAACAACCAGAAGGGCCUGAAGCCCUACUUGUCGGGCCCAGUGGAUCCCACAAAUCGGAAUCGGGAUCUACUGCUAGUGUGAUGUAUGAUUAUUGUAAGUCUCAUCUCAUGUUUCUCUAAUCAUUUUUCUUUCCUUUAA